GUCUUAGACAACCAUGCAUAAGGUUUCGGGUGCCCCCCUACUUCUGUGGCUGAGAAAAGGUAGCUUGCUCGUAUGGAGUAGAGCAUAUGUUUAAUUUCAUCAUCUGACUCCCGAGUGUUCCCAAUUAUGACAUGAAGAGUCUCUAAACCUGUUUUACUGCCCACGAAUAUCAGCUUCCGUCAGGCCAAGCUCCGUCGCUUCACCAUUAAUUCAUUCUCUCCUUGAUACUUGGGCGCGAAGGAUCUUCGAAGUCGCAGCUAAGUUCCUGCAUUGUACCUCUCAAUUACGAGACAUAUGGCUCUCUCUACCCUCGGACUACUUACGGUCUGCUCCAUUCCAACGGUCAUUGGCGUUGCAGAAGCAAUCGACGCCCAGAAGAAACAAAACCAGCAAGCGAAGGAUAGGGUCAAGUUCAAGUUGACGGCCAAUUUUUCACAUGACGGCGUCUCACCGCCACAACAAGCUUCGGUAGUGUUUAAAGACAAGAAGCUAUACCUCAAUCAUCCGGCGUGUCCAGUAGACGGCUAUCCAUUCAACGGUUACUACUUCGGCUACCCAGGGCCGGAGAACUAUCAGGGUUUGGUGGCACCCAUAGCAGAUGAUCCGCCAAUGCUUAAUUGGAUCUACGCGGAUAAAGAAACGGGGUUAUUACGCCACGGCUCGAGAUCAGAAACUACUGGUCACAUUAUUGGACCUUGGAGUUGGACAGAAGAUGAGGAGUGGCUCACACUUGAGGAUGUACAAUACUUCGUGGCCGUCGAGAAUGAUGAAGGUACCUGGAACCUCCACUAUGACAAGGACGGAAAUUUGGACGAGGUUUUAGACUGCGAUGUGGUAGAUAUCGACUUACAUCGUGAGCUGCAGCUUGGUGUAUCCAGUCGAUAUACGAAGUAGUAAAAUAAACAAGAUUUAGCUUG
Messenger RNA from Annulohypoxylon maeteangense, 917 nucleotides. RefSeq lists its product as uncharacterized. NCBI's taxonomy places the organism in Eukaryota, Fungi, Ascomycota, Sordariomycetes, Xylariales, Hypoxylaceae. The record is from RefSeq and is a predicted model, not a curated record. Bases 295 to 894 code for a protein of 199 amino acids. The transcript has 2 exons.